UGCAGCGGCAGCAACCUCCAUCCGGUCUCUCGGAGCACAUUCAUCCCGAGUUCUCAGGUUCCGGGCUCUAUCACGUCGCAGUCAUAUAAUAUUGAUUAUGGUGGUCACAAUACUGUAACACAUGAUGUGUGUACACCAGCCAUAGGACGUCACAUUACCGGGGGGAAGCGGGCAGACCAUACACCGGCCUCUCUGCGGGAGGACGCAUCAGGAGUCAUUAGAAUGGGCGACAGUCCAUAUCUGCAGUAUGUCAGCCCAUAUGCCUUUGAAGCAAUGCAGAAGGUGGAUGUGGUACGGUUGGCUGCUCUCAGCGAUCCAGAACUGAGACUUCUGCUACCAUGUCUGGUCCGCAUGGCCUUGUGUGCUCCAGCUGACCAGAGCCAAAGCUGGGCUCAGGACAAAAAGCUGCUUCUCCGGCUUCUAUCAGGAGUAGAGGCAGUUAACUCCAUUGUGGCCUUGCUCUCUGUAGAUUUUCACGCAUUAGAACAGGAUGCCAACAAAGAACAGCAGCUAAGACAUAAGCUUGGGGGAGGCACUGGAGAAAGUAUUUUGGUGUCACAGCUUCAGCAUGGCCUGACUUUGGAGUUUGAGCACAGUGAUUCUCCUCGUCGAUUACGACUAGUGCUCAGCGAGCUAUUGGCGAUAAUAAAUAAGGUUGCAGAUUCUAAUGGUGAAUAUUUCUUGAAGUCAUCAGAGCUGUUUGAAAGUCCUGUGCACAUGGAGGAAGCUGCAGAUGUGCUCUGCAUUUUACAAGCUGAACUGCACACACUACUGCCUAUCACAGACAUGGCUGAAGCUCUCCUUCAUGUUCGAAAUGGAGCCUGGUUUCUUUGUUUGCUGGUUGCAAAUGUUCCAGACAGCUUUAAUGAAGUUUGUAGAAGCUUAAUAAAAAACGGAGAACGCCAAGAUGAAGAAAGUGCUGGAGGAAGGCGCAGAACUGAAGCUCUUCGUCAGCUGUGCAAGAUGAACCCUUCUCAGGCCCUUAAAGUUCGAGGCAUGGUGGUAGAAGAGUGUCACCUUCCAGGGCUUGGUGUAGCAUUGACAUUGGAUCAUACAAAAAAUGAGGCUGGGAAUGAUGGUGUGAGCAACAUGGUGUGCUUUGUGAGCGGGCUACUCCUUGGGACCAAUGCAAAAGUUAGGACCUGGUUUGGCACAUUCAUCCGCAAUGGGCAACUGAGAAGACGAGAGAACAGCAGCUCAGUGCUAUGGCAGAUGAGGAAACAGCUCCUCUCAGAGUUAAUGAGCAUUCUUCCGACUGAGAAAAAGCCACAGAUAUCAGAGGGCGGCGAUAUUGAGCAAGGAGGACAUGUAUAUUGUGGACUCAGAGAGGAACAUGUAGUCAAAGCCAGUGCCUUGCUUCGCCUAUAUUGUGCCUUGAUGGGAAUUGCUGGUCUUAAGCCAACAGAUGAAGAAGCUGAGCAAGUGCUUCAGCUCAUGACCAGCCGUCCACCGGCCACUCCUGCUGGGGUGCGAUUUGUGUCCCUUUCUUUCUGUAUGCUACUGGCAUUCUCCACACUAGUAAGUACCCCAGAACAGGAGCAAUUGAUGUUGAUAUGGCUUAGCUGGAUGAUAAAGGAAGAAGCUUAUUUUGAAAGUACAGCCGGUGUGUCUGCCUCAUUUGGAGAAAUGCUGCUCUUAGUUGCCAUGUAUUUCCAUAGCAACCAGCUUAGUGCCAUCAUCGAUUUGGUCUGUUCCACACUGGGAAUGAAGAUUGUCAUUAAACCAAGUUCUCUUAGUAGAAUGAAGACCAUUUUCACUCAGGAGAUAUUUACAGAGCAGGUGGUCACCGCCCAUGCAGUUCGAGUCCCCGUCACGAGCAAUCUGAGUGCGAACAUUACUGGCUUUCUACCUAUUCACUGUAUCUAUCAGCUACUGAGAAGUCGAGCUUUCACCAAGCACAAAGUGUCCAUAAAGGACUGGAUCUACACGCAAAUUUGUGAGACAACUACUCCUCUGCAUCAGCAGUUGAUUCCACUCAUAGACGUGUACAUUAACUCCAUAAUCACUCCUGCGUCAAAGUCCAGUCCAGAAGCAACCAACAAACCGAUUACAGAGCAAGAAAUCUUAAAGGUUUUUCAGGGUCACAUGGAGAAUUCGCGGCAAAACCAACCUAACAAAAUUACUACUCAGUUGCUUUUACUCUAUUACCUUCUGUCUUAUGAAGAAGCUCUUCUGGCUAAUUCAAAAACAUUAGCGGCCAUGCAGAAGAAGCCAAAGUCUUACUCUUCAUUGUUAAUGGAUCAGAUUCCAAUAAAAUACCUUAUUAGACAGGCACAAGGCCUACAACAAGAACUUGGUGGCUUACACUCUGCCCUACUGCGCUUGCUUGCCACCAACUACCCCCACCUCUGCAUUGUGGAUGACUGGAUAUGUGAGGAGGAAAUUACUGGUACAGAUGCUCUCUUAAGAAGGAUGUUGAUGACAAAUUCUGCCAAAAAUCAUUCCCCAAAACAGCUACAGGAUGCAUUUCUACAGCUUCAGAGCAACCAUACGCAAGUGAUGCAAAUUCUAGAGCACUUGACUCUUCUAAGUGCCAGUGAUCUGAUCCCGUAUGCAGAAGUUCUCACUGCCAAUAUGAACCAGCUCUUGAAUGCUGGUGUUCCGCGCAGGAUACUGCAGACUGUCAGCAAGCUUUGGAUGACCUUGAACACUGUAAUGCCAAGAAGGCUGUGGGUGAUGACUGUAAAUGCAUUACAACCUUCACUAAAAUUGGCUCGGAGUCAUAAGUACUCUCAGAAUGAUCUCAUGAUUGACCCUUUAAUUGUCUUGCGCUGUGAUGCCCGAGUACUGAGAUGCCCACCUCUAAUGGAUAUCACAUUACACAUGCUGAAUGGCUACCUUUUAGCAUCCAAAGCUUACCUGAACUCUUAUCUUAAGGAAACUGCAGACCAAGAUAUUAAAUCUUCUCCCAGUAAUGCAAUGGCAACUCUAACAGGUCAGACAGAAACUAUGGAGGUUACUAGAGAAGAGCUAAAAAAUGCUCUGCUUUCAGCCCAGGAUAGUGCUGCAGUGCAGAUCUUGCUGGAGGUCUGCCUUCCAUCAGAGGACAAAAAUCAGGAGCAGCUGGAAGAAGACAGUCUGCUGUGCAAUCUACGAGAAGUACAGUGUCUCAUAUGCUGUCUCCUGCAUCAGAUGUUUAUAGCGGACCCAAACAUUGCAAAACUUGUUCAUUUUCAGGGUUACCCUUGUCAACUUCUGCCUCUGACAGUUGCAGGAAUCCCAUCAAUGCACAUCUGUCUUGAUUUUAUUCCUGAACUUCUCGCACAGCCAGAAGUGGAGAAACAGAUAUUUGCAAUCCAACUUCUUUCACACCUAUGUAUUCAGUAUGCAUUACCCAAAUCUCUCAGUAUGGCUCGUCUUGCUGUAAAUGUAAUGGGGACACUUCUCACAGUGUUAACUCAAGCCAAGCGUUUUGUAUUUUUCAUGCCAACAUUGCCUUGUUUGGUGCCAUUCUGCCAAGCAUUUCCACCGCUAUAUGAAGAUAUCAUGUCACUGCUCAUACAGAUUGGGCAGGUCUGUGCAUCAAAUGUGGCUACACAAACCAGAGAUGUUGACCCAAUUAUUACGCGUUUGCAGCAGCUUAAAGAGAAACCAAAGGAACUCUCAGGUGCAUUAAACCUUUUCCCACUUGCGGCUUCUGCAACAAAGGAUUUGGAGAGUUUGGAUCCGGAUGUCCAGCUUUGUCAUCAAGUUGAAAAUACCAUCAUUGACAUAAUUAACAUGAGUGUCACAGGAGUGUAAAGACUUGCUCAUUAGGAUUUAUUAGUCCAUCACUGGUUUAGAUUUGACAGUGAAGAAACAGAUGGGCACAGAAGACUGAGUGAUAGCAGUAUUGUCCACUCCACAUACAUGUGUCCUUGGAUACUCAGAUACUGCGAAUAACAAUAUGUGGAGGUUUAUGUGCAAGAAGAAAAAAUCCUGCUAUUUAGAUUUCAUUAAGCAUAUAUUGCUUCUACAUUGAUAUGUGGUAUUGUCCAUUGCUUUUAUAACUCAGCUUGUUUGUAAUAUCAACUUCAGGCUCCUAGCCAUGGAGCAGAACUGGUAGGACCCUAGAAUUUGCUCCUGAAUGCUUGCUAAGAGUAGAUUCACAUCACCAUUUCGUUUUCUGUUCUUGUGAUCCAUUAGAAGAACA
This is a messenger RNA of Bufo bufo (common toad), 4132 nucleotides long. RefSeq names its product integrator complex subunit 2 (gene INTS2). The transcript has 24 exons. Gene Ontology annotation, cellular component: integrator complex. Gene Ontology annotation, biological process: snRNA 3'-end processing. The record is from RefSeq and is a predicted model, not a curated record. Bases 223 to 3741 code for a protein of 1172 amino acids. Lineage: Eukaryota; Metazoa; Chordata; Amphibia; Anura; Bufonidae.